AUGGAUGGUUUUGUAGACAUGGUUGCUAUUGGCGUUUUCCUCACCGAAAAUCCAGUGCCUACCUUGUUAGCAGAUGUUUAUUACUACAUGAGCCAUAGGUACACCAAGAAGAAGGGAAUGAUUGCUUGUUGUGCUCCUCUCUUAUACCAGUGGUUCCUAGAGCAUCUUCCAAAGACAAGUGUUUUUGUGGAACAGACAAACGCCAGUUGGCCUCAGAGGUUAGGAUCACUCCGAUCCGAAGACCUUUCCUGGUAUUCCAAGGAAUAUACUGGUAUGGACAUUAUGUUCAGUUGUGGAGACUUUCUCAAUUUACCACUCAUUGGAACUCAAGGGUGUGUCAAUUCUAACCCGGUUUUAUCACUAAGACAACUUGGGUACCCAAUGGGGGGUCCUUCGGAUGCGAGCUCCUUGGAAGCCUUCUUGUUGCUUGACUUGGGGGUUGAGAAUCCUAGCCUAUUCCAAAGUAUCAGAGAGGCUUGGAAAAAGGUCAAUCGAAAAGGAAAAGCUGAUUUAGGGAGAGUUAAUAGGAUCACUAAAGAAUCAUAUUUUCAUUGGGUAAGGGAAAUGGUGGAGGUGAUCAAAAUGCCAUUCAUCAUUUGGAUACUUGUACCUUUUCCUGAGUCUAAACCCACCCAUAUCCCUAUUGAGGAGGUCGAUGAACUCAAGGCCACCAUGGCAAGACUAGAAAAAGAAAAUGAAGAGUUGAAGUUAAAACUCCAACAAGUCACAAAUGAGAAAAACACAAUGAAAUGGGAACUCGAGAGGAAGGACGUACAACUUCAGGAAAAUGUGGAAAAAUUUAACAAAGAAGUUCAUAAAAGGAAAAAGAUCAAAGUAGGGCUAGAACAAGCUAAACUUUGUCUAGAUACUCUUAAGGGUCAAAUGCGGUAA
Lathyrus oleraceus (garden pea) is the source of this 891-nucleotide messenger RNA. RefSeq lists its product as uncharacterized. NCBI's taxonomy places the organism in Eukaryota, Viridiplantae, Streptophyta, Magnoliopsida, Fabales, Fabaceae. The coding region runs from base 1 to 891 and encodes 296 amino acids. The record is from RefSeq and is a predicted model, not a curated record. The transcript has a single exon.